AUGGCUUCAACCACCUCAGGCACCAUUGUCCUCUACGACAUCGCUCACAAACCCCCGGUGGAGGAAUCAUGCUGCUCGCCAAACCCAUGGAAGAGCCGCUUCGCCCUCAACUUCAAGGGUGUCCCCUACUCCAUGAAAUGGGUCGGCCUGCCCGACAUCUCAAGGGUCCGUCGGGGCCUUGAGCUCCCCGCCGGUCGCAAGUUGGCCGAUGGCAGCGACUUUUACACACUUCCCAUCCUCGAGGAUCCUGCCACCGGCGUCAAGCUUGGUGACUCGUUCGACAUUGCUGUUUGGCUGCAAAAAACGCAUCCUGACUCUGGAGCUGGCGAUUUGUUCCCUGAGCAAACUCUUGACUUCAAGUUUGUGCCCCUGUUUGACUUCCCUGCGCCCUUGUCAGAGCAGUCAGAUGGUGGUUUUCCCGAGUACCUUCAUUUCAACACAAACGUCGAUACGGCCUUUAGCUCCCACGUUCCUCUGAUGGUUGAAAACAUGCCUCUGGACCCCGCUACCGCCGAGCAGAGCAAGGCCGAAUUUGUCCGCCGCUCUGGCCUCAAGUCUUGGGAUGAUUUCAUGCUAUCCCCCGAGGCGCGCACAGGAAUUCUGGCAUCUUUCAAGAACAUGCUGGGUGAUUUAGCCAAGCUGUUCACCAAGAACGCCGAUGGACCUUUCUUGCUCGGCCAGCAGGUUAGCUAUGCGGAUUUCAUCGUUGGAGCCUGGCUUCGCAUGUCGAUGAUUACUCUACCCAAGUCGGAAUGGGAGGAUGUCAAGAGCUGGCACGAUGGCGUGUUCGGGAAGCUGCACGAUGCUCUGGACAAGUACGCCGAGGUGAAGCCUGGUGUGAAGGUGUAA
Molecule: messenger RNA, 849 nt
Organism: Fusarium keratoplasticum
Lineage: Eukaryota; Fungi; Ascomycota; Sordariomycetes; Hypocreales; Nectriaceae
Product: GST N-terminal domain-containing protein
Exons: 1
Coding region: 1-849 (282 amino acids)
Source: RefSeq, a predicted model, not a curated record